CGCCGACAGUACUAUUUCAGAUAAAACAAAAAGUUGACAAAAUUGUGCGGUGCAAGCAGACUCUGUUGCUGCGGAGGAGCACAUACUUGAAGACAGACAUGACCCUAUUGGCCAAAAGUGAAAAUCCAAUUACCCCAGCGAGGCAGUUUUAUAAAGCGACUGUAUCUUCUGACGAGGAGACAUUAGUUCCUGCACCUGACGGAAAUUCUCUUCUAAGCAUAGAUUUUCUCUAGGAUUUGCACAUGAUUGCAGCAAAACAAUAGACAUUGAUAUCUGUCCACUCAGAAUAUAGACGAACGUCGACGAUGCUGUGUGUUGCUGACAGAUAAAGUGAGGUAUUAUUAAUUUUACUUGUGAAUGGCGAUUCGUAUCUGGAUAAGCAGCAGGAUAAUUUUAACGACAACAACGCUCAGAAUCGGUUGCUGAGUUUGGCUAUCGUAAGGGGAAGCAAGCGAUUAGAAUUAAUAGGAGUUAGUCACAAUUGUUCAUUUUGACCAGUUCCGUUGAGUGUCACGGAAGGUUUCGUCGCAGUCGUGUCUCCGUAAUUACAGACAAAAGGGCUGGCUGGAGCUCUUUGUCAUCUGCACAGUUCGUUUCCAUCGUUAGCUUGGAAGCAAUUAUGAGUUUUCCUACACAUGACAAGGGAUAUUGUUGACCAGAAACAUGGGAUUUUACAAAGCCAAGCUCUAAGUUGCAAAAUUUGAAUGUUUAUGAAAAUGUACACAAUCGAACUGGAUUAAUGGACACUAUAUAUUGCUAGUUAAAUAUCAAAAGAUCAUUCAUGAAAACUGAAAUGGCGGACAGUUCAUGGAGAGGGCCGCAGGAACUGGCGAGGAAGAACGAUCGAGCGGCCGUGUCGGGGAAUUUUAAUUCAAAACAUGGAACAAACAUGUACGCGUUCCAACGUACUAAAGAGUAUGAUCGUGGCUACUAUGAUCCACAUACCAUGGCAAGUUCAGCGGUCUCUGCACUGAAAAGCUCAAGUGGAAUUCGCGGGGGUUUCCCUGGCCAGAUGACAGAUUCACCAGCGUCUGAUGUUUCGGUCAUACCCUGGGUUAGAAGUCUGCCCUCAUCAUGUAGCGAAAUAGACUCAAGGGCACAAAGUGUUAUUAAAACUGAAGGCGAAGCAUCUUCGUCAGUAAACAAUAAUAAUAAUGUGGGCACCACUGUCGAUUUAGAGCGCAGGAAAAGUGCAAUAAAAGCUGAACCCAUACGACCAAUACCGCAGAUGGUGCCCGCUGAGUUUCUUCGUAGGGGAAUGUACUCAGAGGUUAGUCGGCCUCCAUCUACUGCUCAUUCUCUCAGGUCAACAGUGCUUGAUUUUGGCAGUAGGAAUAGUAGCAGUUUUUCAAGUCCACGGCAUUCUGCUGUUCGUCGUGGUCAAAAGCGGGGCCUUUCGGUGUCUCCGCUUUCUGCGGAGUGCAUUGAUUUGAACGCCAUUAUUAGGACCUCGCCAAACUCGCUUGUUGCUUUUAUAACGGGAUCAAGGGGUUCGUCUGCUGCAUCUAGAGCAUCCAGGGCAUCAGGCUCCUAUGGACAUUUAAGUGCUGCAAGUAUAAGCCCAUCCCCUUUUUGUACCCCAGUUCCUAAUUUCUACGGACGACAAAGAAACCCCUUUUCUACCCCGUCUCUGCCGCGGACCCCGUCUGCCUCAUUGAGUCAUAAAAAUUCAUCAGAAAAACUCGUUUCGUCAAGCAUCCCAAGGGCUGGUCAAUUCGCGUACAAGCCGCUUGCUGAAGUUAAAAAAGAAGAAGUUUCGCCAUGCGCUGCUGUCAGAACCGAAGAGGCAGACACAUUCCAAGAGGGCUGUUCAAAAACACCACACUUCUCUGAGGAAGAAGAUGACGAAUCAACGAACGACUUCAGAUGCCACUGGAAAGACUGUGGAAACAUUUACGACGGCCAGACUGCUCUUGUUGCACAUGUUAACAACGAUCACAUCCAGAAAAGCAAGAAAGAUUGCACUUGCUACUGGAAGGGAUGUGCAAGGGAGGAGAAGCCGUUUAAAGCAAUGUAUAUGUUGGUUGUGCACGUUCGACGUCACACUGGGGAAAAGCCACAUGCUUGUGACUUUCCCGGCUGCACGAAAGCCUACUCAAGACUAGAGAAUCUGAAAACUCAUCGCAGAUCACAUACUGGUGAGCGACCUUAUGCCUGUGAGUUCGAGGGAUGCACAAAAGCAUUUUCAAACGCUUCAGAUAGAGCAAAACACCAAAACAGGACACAUUCAUCAAUUAAACAAUACGGAUGUAAAGUGGAAGGAUGCCCUAAAAGGUACACAGACCCGAGUUCGCUAAGAAAACACAUGAAAACUGUCCAUGGAGCCAUUGCCCAGCCCAAUAAGAAGAUGAAAGGUGAAAAGUCUGAAAGCAAGAAGGAGAAAAUCGAGCGUAAAGAAAAAGAGGAACAAGAGCAACGGAGGAAAUCAGUUGGAGAGUGUCUUACGGUGAAACCAUUGCAGCAGAAAACACAGGGAAAUAACGAUAGGAGUAGCUACGGAGCAGGAGGGCACAGGGGAUCAAUGUCUUCAUACGCGCAUUCCCCGCUUCUUCCGUAUUCGCAAGGACGAAUGCCACCAAAUGAUAGUUUCAAUACUUACAGAGCUUGGGGUGUCCAGCAAGCCAGUCCAUCAAGCACAACAACUGAAUGCGAAACUGCAGAGCAGUCGCCUAUGAGCAAUCACUCAAACGCAGAACCUUACAGCCCACGUGGACCUGGCAUACAGGUGCAGACACAGCCAAGAGCAUUUUUACCUCGCCUCAGCGGCAAACCGAGAGCCUCUGAGGGUCUCCUUCAUGAGGUGAGCAGGCGGUUAUCGGAUUCAAGGAGGCUGAGCAAUACAAGCUUGAUUUCAGUUGAUUCUGGAGCUGAAAGCAUGAUAUCGUCACAUAAUGGCAGCAGAAGAGGCAGUGAUAUCAGUCUGCAGUCGUAUUUAUCAAGCCGAAGGUCUUCCCUGUCCAGUCCAAUGCCACCAUCACGGCUCAGCCCACGAAGUAUCGCCAAUCAAACACUAAUAGAAGGGAAAGUAUUUGAAUCAGCCAGCCCUGGAAGCAACAGCUUGAUCGAACAGAGCUUUGUUGAGCAUCAAGAUGUUGCUCACUCGCAGCACAAUCGCCAGAGUAGGGUCAGUAGUGGAUAUGGCAGUCAGACUGCGUAUUUCCAUUGCAAAAGCCCUGCAGUCCAGCAAAUACCAUCACCAGUGCCGCCAGCUAAAGGCAGAAGAGCUAGUGAGGGGAAUGUCACGCGUGUUGGCGACACAAUGUUUGAGCCAGCUAACGUGCAACAGGCAAGUCGCGGUAAGAAUCGACGUGGCAGCGAACCAAUAUCACCAGUGAACCUUUUAGAGCAGGCUCCCAGGCGCAACUCUAUGAGUACUUACAACCCACUUCCAGUACCCGAUUCUAUGCGACAUUCCUUGAACUUCCAAAACGAAGAUAUGGCAAGGAGUCCGAACACCAUCCAGAGGGAUCAGAUGCAGACAAUGCAGAAUCCUUAUAUUCAGCCAAAUCUAUUCGUUCAGCGAGAUGCUGCCCUAGAAGUAGAGCCGCAGUUUCCACCUCCUGAAGAGGAGCUUGCACGUGGUUCGUUGUUUGCAUCCACUAAUGAUCACCAUUCCUCCACCGUGUUACAAGCGGCUGAUUCUACGGUUCCUGACCCUGCACGACUACCAAUAUCGACCAUCUGUCAAGAAUCGUACUACGCUCCAGUCAGUACUAACAAAAAUCAGUGGCAGACAGCAAGCAGAAAUAUCCAUCCGUCCACUGUUGUUGCGGAGGCAGAUUCAUCUGCUGACUGGAUCAGGUCACAGGGAAACACAUUGCCCACUGAAAACUAUGAAGACGCUAUUGUUAGAGAGAUCCGGUGUCUAAGCACCGGAAUGGCAACACCACAGCCUGACCCAUAUCAAGGCGCAUCAAACAUGGCAAUCAAUUAUAUGAAUACUCUGCUUUCAUCGUUGGACGAGGAGAAUAAAUUUUUCGAAACUAAUCGCAUGGCUCAUCAUGGAUUUGGCGGGUUUCUGUAGUAACAAGUCUUGUUUGCAAUUUUAAGUUAUUGAUGCACUGAAAUGCUGAAUUAUAUCGUUUUGACCACUCUAAAUCAAUAUGACAAGGGGCUUAAUGCAUUCUGCACUGUGUUUACGUCAUGUAGCAUUUGUCUCAAGUCUUUAUGACUUGUACUCAGGCUAAAGGUCAGAAUCGCUGAUAUUUCAAUUCCAGUAAAAACCCGUAUAAAAGAAACUGUCAAUCAUGAGCCUCCAGGCUGAUUUUUUGCCAAUUAAGCCCUUUCAUUAUGUGAAACGGCAGAAGCAAUUUCAGUCUGUUACAUAAAUCACGGGUUCUUUUAUGUGGGUUUUUACUGAAUAUUUUAGGCUCGAGACAAGAGACAGUAUUGGUAUCGAGUUUCUCUUAAUGUUAUCCGGCAAAACUACCCCAGCCCGAGGAUAGGUCCAGUUUUGAAUUUUAGCUUCAGAAUAGGAAUGCCGUUCUGUAAACUAGACAAUCCUUUGCGCAUAUGGAAGUCGCCGCAAUUGAUUACCUACUUUCUGAAAAGUCAAACUCUGAUUUGGUCUUGUUUUAAAGAUUCAAGGGGAAUGACAGGGUCGAAGGGGGAUAAAUUUAUUUUGAUAAUGAACGUGGUCGGUAAUGCCUGGAAAUAAGUGUCUAUUCUCGCGACAACAGAUGGUUCAAGGGACGAUGCACUUUUAGAUAAAAACCUCAAGGUUGGUCAGACACAAAAGGCUUUUUAAGGCAAGGUCCUUAACCAAAGAGAGUUUCUCUGUGAAAAUUCUUAAAUUGGUCUGUUCUUCCUUGGGGUGGGGGCUUGGGGAUGUUUGGUGUAUUUCGUUAGAACUUCGACGGAAAAAAGCCCGGAAUGGUAUUUGUCACGCUCGGAAGCAUUAACCAAAAGUUGAUUGGUAAAUAAAGCCCCAGGAGGAAAAUUGAAUUCCAGGAGUUGAUUAUUCUUCACUCGUACCACUAAUUAUGAUUUAGUCUAGCGCUAGAUCAUACAGGCUUUCGUAGAACGAAGAAUAGCUUAGAACUGAACAGCACAAACGUAUGCUCCGUGGCAUAAGAAAUGCUGACAGUUAUCGGUUUUUCUUAUGAUGAUCGUUAUGUUUUGAAACUAAUCGUUUUUUGUUUGCUGUUGUUAAUUUGUUUUCAAGUUUUAGAAUUCAGUCUUCCUGUAUCAUAUGCCAGAGUAAAUACAAACUAUUAAUCGCUGGCUUCUGUUUAUAAAACUUACUCUGUACGAUGCAUGAUAGCGUACUCUUUCUCAAUUGCUAAUUGCGCUAGUCGCAGUGUCUUAUGUAAGGCCAUUCAACUUGCGGAAAUUUUGCGCCAAUUGAAUAUUGAUUUUCGACUCUGAAUUCUAUUGAAAAAUAUAAUGUCGAUACGUUGCAAUGAUUUCUUCCGAAACUACAGAUGUAGACCCUUAGGCUUUGGCUUUUUGUUCCUUCGUCGUCAAUGUUUUGACGCUGAACAAGUAAGUAAGAAUUAACAUCCUGAAGAAAUGGCAUAUAAAAUGCCUCCGAUAUUUUAAUACUGGUUAUACUAAUAUUGGACGUUGGUGUAAUGAUGCAGAUACCAAAGGUUAUCGAAUAUUCCCCGCAUUUUAACCCAUCACCUGGGCCAAUGUUGCUAAUUGUACAAUAGUCGUUAAAUAUUUUAUUUUUGCUACAAAUAUUCAUUAACAAGACACUUUAAGUUUUUUAGUUUGUAGUAUUGCUCAGUAUUUUGAUUUUUAGAUAUUAUCUAGAUCAAGACCUAAA
Rhopilema esculentum is the source of this 5770-nucleotide messenger RNA. RefSeq lists its product as uncharacterized. Gene Ontology annotation, molecular function: RNA polymerase II cis-regulatory region sequence-specific DNA binding; DNA-binding transcription factor activity, RNA polymerase II-specific. The record is from RefSeq and is a predicted model, not a curated record. Gene Ontology annotation, cellular component: nucleus. Gene Ontology annotation, biological process: regulation of transcription by RNA polymerase II. Lineage: Eukaryota; Metazoa; Cnidaria; Scyphozoa; Rhizostomeae; Rhizostomatidae.